AUGGACGCGGAGCAAGCUCUCAAUCUCUUACAGAACCUCGAGGCCGACGAUGAGCCUCUGCCUGCUGAGAGCUCUGACUCUUCUGAAGGCGACUUCAUGUCGUCGAGCGAAGAGGAAGAGCUGGACCGAGAGCUUGACGGCUAUGUCAGUUCCGAUGACGGAUCAGCUGACGAUCAGGUGGACGACGAUGUUGGUGAUGAGCCUGUUCCGUUGCAGGGCCAAGGACAACCAAGAGGCGGAGGGCGUGGUGUUCAGCAGGGUGGAAGAGGACAAGGACAGGCAGCCGUAGCGAGGGGUCAUGGCGGUGGUGCAGGUCGUGGCGGUGGCGCAGGCCGCGGUGCUGGCGCAGGUCGCGGUGCUCGCGCAGGUCGCGCUGCUGGCGCAGGUCGCGGAGCUGGCGCAGGUCGUGGAAGAGGCCGAGGACGCGGUGCUGGACUUGGUUACGCACCGUUGUCGUCCAUGGAUGUCGUCGAUGACAAUGGACCUCAGCAGAUUCCUGUGUUUCAGCCGUCCAGUGAACCUGGACUAAAACUGCCUCCUGGGUUUGUUGUCGACUCGGAGGCGAGUGUGUUCAAACUAUUUUUCACACCUGAAAUAGUAGCAGACAUUGUCAAGUUCACGAAUGCCUACGCUGAUGCACACAUCGACCAGCGCCCUUCCUACAAAAAUAAAGAUGGCCUAUGGACAGCAACAACAAGUGCAGAAAUGUACAAACUUCUUGCCCUACUUCUCUAUAUGGCUUACCUUCCUCGUCCCGAACUGGCUGAUUAUUACAAAACUACUUCUCUCUUUGCUGGUGGUUAUGCCAGGCUGAUGAUACCAUCCCACAAGCGGUUCAAGGCGCUGAUGUCCUUUCUGAAGGUUGUGGAUCAUACAACUGAGAACCCGGAAGACCGUCUCCGAAAGGUGCGUCACCUGAUCGAGCAUUUUCGCACAAAGUGUCGUACGUUAUUCAAGCCGUCACAAAACAUCGCGGUGGACGAACGGAUGAUUCGGUGCAAGGGCCGCGCAUCUUUCAUCCAGUACAUGCCAGCAAAGCCGACAAAAUGGGGGUUCAAAGCGUUUGCCCUCUGCGACAGCGCUAGUGCCAUUCUGUGCGACUUUGAAAUUUAUACUGGCCAGGGCAAUACCGCAGGUGGACUGGCGCAUGAUGUGGUGAUACGCUUGGUGGAGUAUCUAGGCAACCAGCACCAUGUCGUGUACGUUGACAAUUUUUACACGUCUGAGAAGCUGCUGAUGUCCCUGAAGAACCUGAAUACCAGCAUCGUCGGAACGAUACGACAGAAUCGAAUCGGCUUUCCGGCAGAAAUGAAAGUCGACUCGAAACGGUUCGAAAAGUGGGCAGCGCGGGGGACGAUCCGCUACAUUCGCAAGCAGGAUGCAUUGUAUGUGCAAUGGAAGGAUAAGAGGUGUGUAUCAGUCCUCUCCUCGAUCCAUAGGGGAAACAGCACUGUCAUGGUUGCAAGGAAAACCAAGGAUGCACAGGGUCACUUCCUUCAAAUUGACAUCACUCAGCCUCGGUGUAUCGCAGACUACAACCGUAGUAUGGGUGGUGUUGACACGUUCGACCAACUUAUUGAAACAUAUCGCACGCUACGACGAACGAGAAAGUCGUGGAAAAGUAUAUUUUAUGAUUUGAUUGAUGUUGCUGCAGUCAAUUCUUUUCGAUACUUUGAAAUAUGGCGUGCUAACCACCCCGGUCAACUGCCACGUACAGCACACAGUCGGCAUUCCGAUUUUCAGUCUGGCCUUAUUCGGCAGCUGGCUGAAAUUGCUGUGGAUGAGCCCCCGCCCAAGCGAACCUAUGUCCAAGCUGGUGUCCACGCUCCACCGCCUCCAGCAGCACCAGCAGCUGAACAAGAACCCGUAGUGGCAGCAGGAGCAGCCGCACCAGCAGAAGCCGCCGUACCAGCAGUAGCAGCCGCACCAGCAGUAGCAGCCGCACCAGCAGUAGCAGCCGCACCAGCAGUAGCAGACGUGCCAGCAGAAGCCGUCGCACCAGCAGUAGCAGUCGCACCAGCAGUAGCAGCCGCACCAGCAGUAGCAGACGUGCCAGCAGUAGCAGACGUGCCAGCAGAAGCCGUCGCACCAGCAGUAGCAGUCGCACCAGCAGUAGCAGCCGCACCAGCAGUAGCAGACGUGCCAGCAGUAGCAGACGUGCCAGCAGAAGCCGUCGUACCAGCAGUAGCAGUCGCACCAGCAGUAGCAGCCGCACCAGCAGUAGCAGACGUGCCAGCAGUAGCAGACGUGCCAGCAGAAGCCGUCGUACCAGCAGUAGCAGUCGCACCAGCAGUAGCAGCCGCACCAGCAGUAGCAGCCGCACCAGCAGUAGCAGCCGCACCAGCAGUAGCCGCACCAGCAGUAGCAGCCGCACCAGAAGCAGCAGCCGCACCAGAAGCAGCAGCCGCACCAGAAGCAGCCGCGCCAGAAGUUGUACCAGCCGUACCAGCACCAGCAGCAGUAGCUGAACCAGCAGCAAUAGCAGCAGCUGCACCCGAGAUGCACAUACCCAAGUACGAUGCUCAAAGGAAAAACUGUCAGCAGUGCUAUGACGUUGACAAGGUUCAGCUCAGGGUCACUACAUACUGCAAGGCCUGUGGAGUGUUUCUUCACAUAGGACCACGGGAUUGUUUUGACAAGUACCAUACACGGAAUUUUGCCUGAAAUGUUGCUGGCACAAGACUGCACUUUGUAAAUGCACUACAACGUGGCAUCGUACCUUUCUAAUGCGGACUGUGUUUACCACCAUAUGCAGUAUAACUUGUAUGCCAAUCGGUGCUGCAUAUCUCACAAUGUUUUGUUCCUUUUUCUCAUGCAAAGAGCAGACUCAUGUAUACACAGGGAUGGUGACUUGGGCUUUUGGAAUGUUUUUUUUCACAGUAGACCGGGUAGUGAUAUCGGCUGACAUAGUGAUGUUCAGCAUGGCGUGUUCUAUAUUUCCAUUGGCUGGUGUAUCCUUGUGAGUGUUUCCUAUCCCUUUCCAGACUCUUUCUGGUGCAGACCACCUACUUUUGUGGAAAAUUCAACCACUAUAUCUUAGAAGCCAUGGUGAUGGCUGAAUUGGACCGUUCGUACUAUCGUUGCCAAUAGUAAUUUGAUAUUUUCGUCAAUAUUACUUGGAAACAAAGCGCUGGACAUCUUUUCAUCCUAUUCCUUGUUCUUUUCUGAUGCGAAAAAUGUGCUCAUGUGUAUAUAAAAGUUGAACGGUUGUGGAGUUACAGUGA
Messenger RNA from Sycon ciliatum, 3224 nucleotides. RefSeq lists its product as uncharacterized. Lineage: Eukaryota; Metazoa; Porifera; Calcarea; Leucosolenida; Sycettidae. The transcript has a single exon. The record is from RefSeq and is a predicted model, not a curated record. The coding region runs from base 1 to 2664 and encodes 887 amino acids.